AAUUUACACUACUAUCUAAUUGCGAACAUCGACGGAGUUUCCUAAUGUAAAUAACAGGACCAAUGAGUUGGCAGUUUACAUCACCAAUGCCAGAAAAGACAAGCCAUAUUCUUGCAUAUAUAGAUACAAAUUAUCUGUAGUUAACACCCCAUCUACACACACUAAGGUGUAAACAAUGCAUAAUAAACUUGUACAGCUGUUGAAUUUGCUGCUCCUCUUCUCAACACUCUGUAAUGCCAAUCAGGCAAAUUAUUUACACAAGCUUCUAAAAUCCAGAAGAUCGAACAGUCGAAUUUCCGAUUCAGAUACAUGGUCACAACUUCAUGAAGAAAGAGAAUAUUCUCCUGCACUCCUUGCACCGCAGGAUGGACUAAUGCAAGCCGAUAGAAUCGUAGAGUUGCCAGGUCAGCCCGAUGAUGUGGACUUUGAUCAGUAUUCAGGUUACGUAACAGUCGAUCCAACUGCCGGAAGAGCACUCUUCUAUUAUUUCGUUGAGUCUCCAACUAAUUCUUCCACUAAUCCUCUCGUUUUAUGGCUCAAUGGAGGUCCUGGAUGUUCGUCUUUCGGGUUCGGAGCAAUGGAGGAAUUGGGUCCUUUCAGAGUCAACAGUGACGGCAAAACGCUCUUUCGAAAUAAUUAUGCAUGGAACAACGUGGCAAAUGUGAUAUUCUUGGAGUCACCUGUUGGAGUUGGUUUCUCUUACUCGAACACAUCUGCCGAUUACGGCAGCAAUGGCGAUUCAAGAACCGCCGUUGAUGCAUAUACUUUUUUAGUCAACUGGCUCGAAAGAUUCCCACAGUACAAAACACGGGAUUUCUUUAUUACGGGGGAGAGUUACGCCGGCCAUUAUGCGCCUCAGCUAGCAAACACCAUAUUACUCAACAACAAGAAAAACAACACUAAUCAAACUGUUAUUAAUCUCAAGGGAGUUGCUGUAUGUUAUUCAAUCUUAUUUACGGGUUUUUUUUCUUCUUUUUUUUUUCUAAUUAACUCUAUUGCAUUAUUAUUAUCGAUGAUGGCGUUUUGCUCCACUGGUUCUGUUAACUUCUUCGAUCCAUGCUCGGAUACGUAUGUCGAAUACUACUUGAAUACUGCUCGAGUUCAAAAUGCUCUCCAUGUAAAGCCCACAACUUGGGUUGGCUGCAAAUUUUUAAACUGGACAGACGCACAAAUCAAUGUUUUGCCGAUGAUCGAGAGUCUCAUGGCUAGUGACAUUAGUGUGUGGCUCUACAGUGGAGAUAUAGAUAUAAAUGUUCCGGUAACAUCCACAAGAUACGCGAUUAACAGCCUCAAGCUCCCAGUCGAGACUCCUUGGCGCCCGUGGUACCUUGACAAUGAGGUUGGAGGAUAUGUAGAAGGAUACAAAGGAUUGACAUUUGUGACAGUGAGAGGAGCUGGGCAUCUUGUUCCUAGCUAUCAGCCUCAAAGGGCACUCUCCGUAAUUUCGUCUUUCCUUCAAGGGAUUCUCCCUCCAUCUUCCUAAUUAGUGAUGUCA
Messenger RNA from Erythranthe guttata (spotted monkey flower), 1495 nucleotides. Lineage: Eukaryota; Viridiplantae; Streptophyta; Magnoliopsida; Lamiales; Phrymaceae. The record is from RefSeq and is a predicted model, not a curated record.